AUGGAUUGGUUUGGAAGUUUUUGGCGGCCGCUGAAGGUCGACGAAUUUGAAGCGAUAACGGGACAGAUGCCGUUGGAGUCGUGGAAGCGUCGGAGGCAGUGGCGCUCUUUCACAAGUCAAGUCGUGAGUUCUGGCACGAAGUUGUGGUUCGACCCCGCACUGUGGACUUGGAUUCGUUGUGAAAGAAAAUUAUACACUCUCUACACUCCGACGCUGCCGAGGCUGACCACCUUCGGCGACGAGUUGUUCCGCUGGAACGCGAACCCCGGCGCGGGCUCGGAUUUGAACGCACGCGUGGAAACGGCCCCGGGUGCGGAGCUGCAAGAAAAAAACGCACCGAGUCGUGGAGCGAGGUUUGACUACGAUGCAUACUGCAAGCUGCGGAGUACGUUGUCGGAGACGGGGUGGAUGAGUCUGCGACGAGUAACACCGGCUGCCUUCGAUAAGUGUAACCUGGCGUACGUGGAAGCAGGCGCGGCGAUUUCAGAAUGUUUAGAAGAACCGUACGGCACGGUGGACCCGCAGGUGCGCAGUUCGGUGGCCCAGAAGUUGGGAUGCGGGUUGAAGUCGGUGCGGCUGCGGAAUUGGCUGACGGGGUGUUUGCUGCAACAUGCUGAAGGUUCACUGACUGACCUGGCGGUGUUUUGCGCUCACGUUCUCAAAUUCGCGCCACGCACAACCAGAGGCACUAUGCCUUCGAAGGGCCAUGAUCCGGUCGCGGUUGCGAAUGCGCAUCUUGAGGCCGGCCUCCGCUGCAAAAAGCUCGACUGUCUACGUCAUGGAUAUCUCAAGUUCGGCGAGUACGCGAGGCGCUUUGACUCCGGCGACGAAACGCGGUUGGAACUCUGGAAGCGACGGCUUGCGAACCAGCCGACCGUUUCCGUGAGUUCCUUCGGCGAAAUGCAGCAGCCAAACAACGACAAAUGUCUUAAGGACUUGAUGGAUCCAGGAGAACAUGCAGAUCCCCCCGCAACCGACGGGUGUGAAGGCGGGACGGAUCGAGUCGCAGUGGACUCGCCUGACGCUGUUAGAGAGUCGCGUACGCGGGACUCAAUUUCGGGGUCCGUGCCUCCGCAGCCGAAGGCGACUACAGAAGCGUUCUCCCGCUUACCGAUCCGUGACCCCCACACCUUCUCAGAGCACCGCGGACCCCCCGAGUUCGACAUAGUAACAAGUCGGUACAAAGAGACUUCUGACCUGGGAAGCGAAUUGAGAACCGAAAGCAUGUCUGGUGACGAAGAAAGCGCGGCCAAAAGGCGUCGCACGGAUGACCGCGCAGAUGGCGGUUCGAAUCUCGGUGCUGGCCCUGAAAGCCAACACGGAAAUGCCUCCGAAGUUCAUUACGAGGAUGCCGAAAAACAAGGGCCUACCCGGUGGAGAGAGUGGCUGAACACGCCUGAGGUCCAAGCGCUGGCGGAGUCACCAGCCUUGAACUACAUUGCUAUCAAUUAUUGGUCGCAGCUGUCCCGUUGUCUUGAGGAGCUGGGGGGCGAAGAAAGUCUGUUGGGGAGAAACUAG
Gregarina niphandrodes is the source of this 1518-nucleotide messenger RNA. RefSeq lists its product as hypothetical. Bases 1 to 1518 code for a protein of 505 amino acids. The record is from RefSeq and is a predicted model, not a curated record. Lineage: Eukaryota; Apicomplexa; Conoidasida; Eugregarinorida; Gregarinidae. The transcript has a single exon.